Molecule: messenger RNA, 477 nt
Organism: Ectocarpus siliculosus
Lineage: Eukaryota; Phaeophyceae; Ectocarpales; Ectocarpaceae
Source: the annotation of a GenBank genome assembly
AUGCCUGCCGAUGGCAGCAGCAACACAGCCGAAGAAGAAGCGGCCGAGGCCAUGGCAUCGCGCGGCGAGAGCGACACGGCCGCCGCGCAACGCGCCUACCGCCUGUUGGACGCAGAGCUGACCGCCGCCGCCGCCACCGCCGUAUCUCACGAUGGACCACCGCCGACAACGGCGUCUGUUGCUACUCUGUCUACUCUGUCUCGGUCGGCGGCGGGGGCCCUCCUCUCCUGGAUACGAUGCUCGACGGCCGGGAACGGCUUGAUCGUCGCGGACGGCGGCAAGGUGGCCACUUCGGACACGGUGGAGCGGCGGGAGCUGUGGGGCAAGCACGCCCCGCGGGUGCUGCAGCUGGUGAAGGAGUCCGGGGAAGACCCCUCGUCUGAUCCCGAGCUGCAACAGAUAUUCACUGAAGCCGUCAUGUAUUCCGUGGCGACGCAAGGCGUCGUCGAGGCCAUCGUGAGCGGUAAGAGAAAGUAG